Molecule: messenger RNA, 900 nt
Organism: Kazachstania africana CBS 2517
Lineage: Eukaryota; Fungi; Ascomycota; Saccharomycetes; Saccharomycetales; Saccharomycetaceae
Gene: CTP1
Product: Ctp1p
Exons: 1
Coding region: 1-900 (299 amino acids)
Biological process (GO): mitochondrial citrate transmembrane transport
Molecular function (GO): tricarboxylate secondary active transmembrane transporter activity
Source: RefSeq, a predicted model, not a curated record
AUGUCCCAAAAACGUCGUGAAAACAAUAUCGAUCCAAGGAAAUCAUUUGCUGCCGGUGCUAUAGCUGGUGCAAUAGAGGCGUCGAUUACGUACCCAUUUGAGUUUGCCAAGACAAGACUGCAGCUAAUUGACAAAACAGUUAAAACUUCGAGAAACCCUCUAGUUCUACUGUAUAAUACUGGAAAAACACAAGGUAUAAAAUCAAUAUAUGUUGGAUGUCCUGCUUUUAUUGUCGGUAAUACUGCUAAAGCUGGGAUAAGGUUUCUUGGUUUUGAUGCAAUCAAAAAUCUUCUACGAGAUCCAGUAACGGGUGAAGUUAACGGUACUAGGGGUGUAAUGGCAGGUCUUGGGGCCGGUUUACUCGAAAGUGUUGUAGCAGUUACGCCAUUCGAAGCUAUCAAAACUUCUCUCAUUGACGAUAAACAAUCACUGACACCAAAAUAUCAGAAUAAUGGUCGUUCAGCGAUACGAAACUAUACUGCUUUAUUAUCUGAUAAAGGUAUACGUGGUCUUUAUAGAGGUGUAGUACCGGUAUCUUUGAGACAGGCCGCCAACCAAGCUGUCCGAUUAGGCUCUUAUAACAAAAUUAAAAGUCUAGUCCAAAACUAUACUGGUUCGCCUUCAGAUAAGCCCUUAUCCUCAGUAAUGACUUUCAUUGUCGGUGCAUUUUGUGGAGUGGUUACUGUGUAUACCACUAUGCCGCUUGAUGCCGUCAAGACAAGAAUGCAAAGUCUUGAUACCACAAAAUAUUCCUCAACCGUUAACUGCUUUACCACCAUGUUCAAAGAAGAAGGUUUGACCUCCUUCUGGAAGGGCGCAACGCCAAGAUUGGGUAGGCUAAUACUGAGUGGUGGUAUCGUAUUUACUAUAUAUGAAAAAGUUCUAGUUAUAUUGAAUUGA